GCACGAACAAGCAAGCUCUUCAAUCUUGUUUAUCCCUUCUAGUAUUUUCUCAGAUCUUAGUCAUCCUUAACAUUUUCAAAUUCCUCGUGUAGUACUGAAUAGAACUAUGCAGCCCAAAUAUUUGCUCGUCGCUAUUAUUAGCACAGUUUCUGCGCUGCCUUCUGAAAAUCUUCACAUUUGGCAACCUCCCAACCCAACAGAUCGCCGAAGCCCUUGUCCCAUGUUAAAUACGCUGGCAAACCACGGGUUCCUCCCACGUAAUGGUGUCAAUGUUUCUCUGGAUGAUCUAAUCACCGGGCUCAGCGAAUCUAUCAACCUCGCAGCAGCUGCCACAGAAACUCCUGGAGAAAUCGCCCUGACAACCUCCACGACUGGCAAUGCAUCGACUUUCAACCUCGAUGAUUUGGAUAAGCACCACAUCCUUGAGCAUGACGCUAGUCUAAGCCGCAAUGAUUUCUACUUCGGCGACGACCACACCUUUAACAGGACGAUCUGGGGCCAAACCCUCACCCACUUUCCCAACCGCACCAUCUCCUUUGCUAACGCUGCGGCUGCACGGUCAGCCAGAAUUGCUGCAGCUGCAGCUGUGAACCCGCAGUUCAACAUGACAGCUACGGAACACACAAACAGCUAUUUCGAGUCUGCGCUAUAUAUGGGGGUUUUUGGGAAUCUCACGACCGGAAAUGCGGUCACGAAGUUUGUCGAGAUCCUUUUUACGCAAGAGAGACUUCCAUAUAUAGAAGGCUGGAGGAAAUCUGCCCAGGAAAUUACAUUUGAUAACCUCUUGUACUUGGUCGGCCAAUUGACUGCUGCGACGUAAGAUUUGCCUAAUCUGGAUAGAAGGAAGGGGCGCUAUAAUAUCAGAAGAGGAAUGCGGAUGGGAUGCGAAGAUACAAUCGGUGUGUGUGUCUGUCGGCGUGUUUGAGCUAUUAGGACAUGGCUUAGUUUUAAUGGCUUGAAUGCGUAUUCACGUGAUCCGCAGCCAAGUCCUUUCCGCGCUACUUUGAAC
Molecule: messenger RNA, 1009 nt
Organism: Hyaloscypha bicolor E
Lineage: Eukaryota; Fungi; Ascomycota; Leotiomycetes; Helotiales; Hyaloscyphaceae
Product: Cloroperoxidase
Exons: 4
Coding region: 107-820 (237 amino acids)
Molecular function (GO): peroxidase activity
Source: RefSeq, a predicted model, not a curated record